Messenger RNA from Thalassophryne amazonica, 4588 nucleotides. RefSeq lists its product as uncharacterized. Gene Ontology annotation, cellular component: extracellular region; membrane. Lineage: Eukaryota; Metazoa; Chordata; Actinopteri; Batrachoidiformes; Batrachoididae. The record is from RefSeq and is a predicted model, not a curated record. Gene Ontology annotation, biological process: lipid transport; lipoprotein metabolic process. Gene Ontology annotation, molecular function: lipid binding. The coding region runs from base 202 to 3918 and encodes 1238 amino acids. The transcript has 33 exons.
AAUCAUGAAACCACUAAAGAGGAAGCGUGUGUCAAACCGGUCUUUUAUUCUGAAAAGUCAUUCCAGAUAUUAGCGUUUUCAUCACGGCUAAUUUGACGCAGGUGCAUCAAACCGAUUAUAUCACAGUGGCGCAUUGACGUCUUUUAAUUUAAAUAAAAAAUAAAAGUCACCGGUGGAGUAUAUUCUCACAAGAAUUACAUUAUGAAAGGCGAUUCAACUACGGAGAAUGAGGUGGAAAGUGGAGAAAAUGAGACAGUUGGAGAAAGAAGGCCGAGUCUUGUGACUCUACAAAAUACUCUGAAGAAAGUCUCUCAAAGCCCGUUCCACAAACAUCACAAGAGUCAAGUUGAUGGGGAUCCAGUCAAAAGUACCACUUUUUAUGAACAUUUUUUGGAGUCCAGCAGAAAAUAUAACGUGGAAGAAGCGAUCAGGGGACCUUCAGAGGGAGGACGCCAUGAUGCCGUUGCUUUAAAUCCACCUGUCUAUCAGCGUUCAUCUGCAGAUUUAACACCAAAAAUUGAGGCAAAAGAACAUGGAACCAUGUUUUCAGACUCUCUAAAGGAUUCAUCCCACAGCCAUGUGCAAAACCCUUUCAGCACCUCACUGCCCCAAAACACACCUGCCAGGGGUGGUCAUUUUUCUAACAUGACCAUGAACUCACCAGGAGACGUCGGCACAAGUUCUCUUCAAUCUUGGGACAUUUCCACUAACUUACCCCCAAAUAAUUCUGAUCUUUUCCAGGUGAACAAAGCAAGAGAUUUGCUCCGUGCUGCUCCUGCUAAGGAAAUCAACCUUCUCAGUCAGUCUCCCAGCAUCUCCAUGAACCCCUUCAGAUCUUCUCCAACCCAGGAGGUGCAUCAGCCCACACAGCCUGAAGCGGUAAACCCGUUUCAUACCUCCACAACUGAUGGUUUGUUUAAACCACGUCCAAGUCCCAGACGUUUGCACAUGCAGCUUCCUUCGAAAGAAAACCUCGAUGUGUCGUCUGAGCAAAACCUGGACAUAUUUUCACCUUCAUCUGCAAAUGCAGUUGACCCAUUCCCAACUCCAGUUUCAAAAACUCUCUUCCUGGACAGUCCCAAUCCAUUUGACACUCAUUCCUAUAAACAGUUUGACCCCUUCAAAGAUCUUUCUCAUGGGACUGCAGAUAUCUUCCAGCUGCUACCCUCACGCACGGUGAACACGACAGCUCCUGCACCCACAUCCUCACUUAUCAGUCCUUCAGACGACAAGGUGGCCACAUUGUUGUCCUCCUCAGUUGAUCUCACACCAGGUCUCUUAAAGGCAACACCAUCAGGAUCUGACCUGGCUGCUGAAGCAACAUUGCCUAACAGGUCAAAUGAAAUGAUCCCGUCCAGUCCUGAAGGAGCAAACGUUUUCCAGCCAUCUCCAUUCAGCCAGGAACAGACCUUGUCCUCAUCGCCCAGACAGAGUCCGGAACUGACACGUGUGGGGGUCUUCAAACGUCCACCCAAACCGUUACCUCGGACUGCAGGACGGAGACGAGAGAAGCCACCCAAACCAGCAAACCCUAUUGACCCUAAACCUGCUGCACCAAGAACGCCUCCUAAGCCAGUCUUCAAGCCGCUCCCCAAACCAGUUUUUCCUAAGAAACCAAACAUUCCGGUAAAAACUGUGGAUCCUGAGAACUAUGUUGCCUUUGAGGACAUCCUGCUUCUUGGACAGGAAUGUUGUGUGGAGGACUGGCCCGAGGACAGCCCUGAGGUUAAUCCAGACUAUAGACCAUCUGGAAAACUUAAACUGCGACGAGAAUCACAGGCAGACUCUAACGGAGGCAGAGGAACAUCGCCGGAUAGAUCUGCAAGUCCUGCCUCAUUGUUGAAGAAGAAGAUCAGAAUGUCCUUAAGUUCUCGAAGAGAGCAAAAGGAAAAGUACACCGGUGACAUAGAGGGGCGGAGCAUGACGUUACCUCACCGAAGAAAAUUGUCAAAGGAUGAUUUUGAUGAUGCGUCUGAUGUUGAGGUGAAUGGAAUCGACCAUAAAGGAAAACCCGGGAAGACUAAAUUCAACCACCUGUUCAGAAGAGCUUCCACAAACGUGACCCCGGAGGCGAAGCACAUGAACGGAUACGUGCCUCAAGAGUCCAGGGAUGAUGACUUUGAGAAGAAAUCUGGCAAAAAGGUUUCCAGUGUGCGUCGAUGGUCAGAGGGCUCCAUGUUGGAGGAAUAUUCUCCUGAAGAAGACGACGGCGCAGACGAGCUGCAGGAAGGAGCAGCCGUCAAUGAAUCUAAGAAGAAGAAAAACAAGGUGAAAAGCAAGUCGUCGCACAGAGGACAUGCAGACUCUUCAGAAAAGAAUGACGACAGAGUGAAGGGGGCACAUGGACAGACUCUUCCCAAAGACUCAAAGGAUAAAUUUGCAGAUUGGUAUCGGGAUGGCUCCGGAGCACGUAAGAAGUCAAAGGGCACCAUGUUGGAUGAAUAUUCUCCUGAAGAGGACGACGGUGCAGACGAGCUGCAGGAUGGAGCAACUGUCCAUGGACCUAAGAAGAAAAAUAAGGUGAAAAAGUUUCUGUCGCACAGAGGACAUGCACACGCUUCAGAAAAGAGUGACAACAAAGUGAAGGGGGUGCACGGACAGGCUCUUCCCAAAGGCUCAAAGGAUAAAUUUCCAGAUUGGUAUGGGGAUGGCUCCGGAGCACGUAAGAAGUCAAAGGACGUCUUCUUGGACGAUGACUGCUGUCAGAGUCUCCCAGCAUCUGCUGGCUUCACCGGAGAUGAAGCUGCAUUUGGAAUGGAAGAGUGCAAACUUGAUGUUUUUGUUGAAGGUGAUGCCGUUACAAGCCGAAAAGUUACCGCGAGUUUCGCAGAAAUGCACGAUCCUGAAAAGGACGAAGUGGAAGUCCACAAACUGAAGAAACCACUGAAACUCAAAGGCCUGAAAAAACUCAGAGCCAAGCACAAUAAAUCCAACAAUCUGGAUUCUGAAGGUCCACCAGGAGCUACGUCUAGUGACUACUUCCUGUCAGAGGCUGCUCAGGCGGAGUGGCGAGCUGCCCAGAAGGACGAGCUCAGUGCAGCUGGCGUGGAAGACGAUGAAGAGGAAGGGGACACUGACAGUUUGAUGGAGUGGUGGAACACUGUGGAACAAUGGGAUGAGGUGCCGUCAGACGAAGAGGACGCUGUCUUAAAAGAGGAUGAGUCCAAGUCAUUCACCAUCUUGGCGGACAAGGUUCAUCGCGGCCUGCGCGUCUUCAACAAAGUCUUCACUGAGAACGCGGAGUUCCUCUGGGGGUCCAUUGUCACGCUCCACACCAUCGCCGAUGAUAUCAGCAACUUCCACCACAAGGCCAAGAUUGCCGGCAUCACCGGUGGCACCACCACAGCCGUGGGUGGUGUGACGGCGAUUGCCGGUCUCGCGCUGGCUCCCUUCACCUUUGGAGCCUCCCUCGUCAUUACGGCUGUUGGCGUUGGUGUGGCGACCGCUGGAGGAAUCGCCUCAGCCUCUGCAGCCAUCUCUGAUAACGUUAACAACAUGCACGACCGGAAGAAGGUAGAGACGGUGCUGCUGGAUUAUGAGUCUCAACUGCUGGACCUUGGGAAGAUCCUCCACUUUGUCAAUCACGGCUUGUACAAACUGCGCGGUCACCCUUUCCUCAGGUCGGGCACCCAGCACUACUCCGAGGACUGGGAGGUCCGCAAGGCCGUCCAGAUGAUCAGCUUAGUGGAUGCACCUGUAAUGCGAGCAACAGAGAUUUCAGACACGGCCUUGGCGUCUGUUCAAGGACUCUUCAAAGGGAUGGACAACUACUUUGUGAAGGAGACGAGGGAGCUGAAAAAAGGCUGCAAGAAGGAGAUUGUGUGCGAAAUAAAGGAGGUGGCCGGCGUGCUAAACAACGGGAUUGUGGAGCUCAACUGCAUCAGAGAGCAGCUGCAGGACGCCACCGGAACCCUGUGAGGACACUGAGCUCGCCACCCCCUCUGCUGACUAAACGUGUUAACUGCAUGUUUGGCAGCAGUUCCUCAUCAAAAUAUUUAAAUCAACUCCUGAAGUCACGUGUCAUAAUUGUUGUUGAGACGGACUGAGGUGCUGAUUCAACUCUGUGGGAGCCCCCCCCAGAUACUCGCACUACGACUAAUGAAAAAGAAACAUUUAAUUUGUGGAUGAAAAUGGACGGUGAUGCUUUACUUUCACGUUUGAUGUCAUUUAACAGCAAAGUCACAAACUGAAUGUGUUGCUUCACUUAUUAACGUAACUGCCGAAUCUGAUGUAAUCUCAAUGAAUUCAUAUAUAACUUUUAGUCUGUUUUCAAAAUGCUUUUAUUUUAAUAGUUGCCACAUUAAUAACGUUAUUGUAAUGAAGCUUGUUGCUGCUGUUUUUAGCCUUUUUGUGGAUAAAUGUAAAUACUGUAAAAUAACUGAAGUUUCUCUCCCCCCCCCCCCCCUAAAGUAUUUGGUUUAAAAUCUUAAAUUUGCUGGUAAUUUGUCACUUAGAUGCUGUUUUGCUUUAUUAUGACCAAAUUUGUGCUGUUAAGUCGCAAUUAUUUGCAAUCUGAUAUUUGACUGUAACGCUGUAACGUUUGUGAAUAAAAUUAUUUUACUUUGUUAAAUCUCUGGAAAAAUCUUGA